This is a messenger RNA of Cucurbita maxima (winter squash), 1340 nucleotides long. RefSeq names its product adenylate isopentenyltransferase 5, chloroplastic-like. Gene Ontology annotation, cellular component: mitochondrion. The transcript is spliced from 2 exons. Gene Ontology annotation, molecular function: tRNA dimethylallyltransferase activity. Gene Ontology annotation, biological process: cytokinin biosynthetic process; tRNA modification. The record is from RefSeq and is a predicted model, not a curated record. Bases 175 to 1149 code for a protein of 324 amino acids. Lineage: Eukaryota; Viridiplantae; Streptophyta; Magnoliopsida; Cucurbitales; Cucurbitaceae.
AUGAUCGAUUGAUCAUAGACUUAGUUAAGAAGAAAAAAAAGUUUUGAAAAUUACGUUAUAGAGAUUGUUUUAAAGCUUAGAGUUUGGGUUUUUGUUACGAGACUCGAACCAGGGUCUCUUUACGCCUCUCUCUAUCAACCUCCCGACGCUCUUAAGAAGGAUUGGUCGGAGAGAAUGAAAUUUUCCCUCUCUGCGAGUUGCAAGCAAGCUGCGACGGAGUCGCCGUUAGUAAACUUUCAAGGCACAAACAUACUCAAUUUGAAGCCUUUUUUCCGGCGAAAAGAUAAAUUAGUGUUCGUAAUGGGAGCGACCGGCACCGGGAAAUCCCGGUUGGCAAUUGAGUUAGCCAAUCGUUUUCCAGCUGAGAUUAUAAACUCCGACAAGAUCCAAAUUUACAAAGGACUUGAAAUCCUCACCAAUAAGGUCACUGAGAAAGAAUGUUGUGGGGUCCCACAUCACCUCCUUGGAAUUGUUGAUCCAAACUCCAACUUCACUGCCACAGACUUUUGCCGCCAUGCCUCGUUGGCUAUCAACUCUAUCGUCGGAAAACACCGCCUCCCCAUUAUUGCUGGUGGCUCCAACUCCUUCAUCGAAUCUCUCGUUGACGGUGAGGCUGAGUUUCGUUACCGGUAUGACUGUUGCUUCCUAUGGGUCGAUGUAUCGUUACCGGUUCUUCACUCAUUCGUGUCAGACCGUGUCGAUCGGAUGUUGGACAAUGGGUUAGUUAACGAAGUACGGAAUUUGUUUGACCCAAAAGGGAAUGAUUACACGCGUGGGAUUCGACGCGCCAUUGGAGUGCCUGAACUCGACGCAUUUCUACGUGCCGAGAUGGAUUCGGCCACCGAUAACAAAGCCCGGUCACAGAUUCUUCAGGCGGCGAUUUUGAAAAUUAAAGAAAAUUCAAUAAAAUUGGCACUCCGACAACGACAGAAGAUUCACCACCUCCAAAGCAAAUGGGGAUGGAAUCUCCACCGUAUCGACGCCACCGAAGUCUUCUUACAGCACGGUGGUGGAGAAUAUUCCGAACAUGCUUGGGAGGCGCUCGUGGCGGAGCCGAGCUCCAUAAUCGUAGACCAAUUCCUCUGUGAAAAUAGUUGUUCCUUAGCCGCCAAAAUCCCAAUGGCGGUCGUUGCCGGCGCCACUCGGUGAAUCUUCUAAAAAGUAAACUCGUCCAGAUGAUGACACGUGGCAACGACAAGACGACUUUGAUGGAUUUUUAUCGUUAGUUUAGUAUUAUUAUUAAUAGUUAAAUAAAUUAAAUGACAGAGCAUCUGCAAGUGCGCCCUACUCUCUGUAAUUUUUCCCACGUGCAUGAUAAUUGUAUGUCCACGUGUCUUGAU